AUGCCAACCCUAGACGACAUUUUGGAGUGUGUUGGAGAAUUUGACAGGUUCCAGAAGCAAACCUUCUUUCUCCUGUGUUUGCUUUCUGCUGCCUUCACCCCAGUGUAUGUGGGUGUCGUCUUCUUUGGGUUCAUCCCUGAGCAUCGCUGCUUCAGUCCUGGGGUGGCUGAGCUGAGCCAGCGGUGUGGCUGGAGCCUGGAAGAGCAGCUGAAUCACACCGUUCCCGAGUGGGGCGGCCAUGGGGCCGGUUUCAGCAGCCGCUGCAGGAGGUACGAGGUGGACUGGAACGCGACAGGCGUCAGCUGCAUCGACCCCCUCAGCAGCCUCGUGAGCAACCAGAGCACUGUCCCCCUCGGUCCCUGCCGGGACGGCUGGGUCUAUGACUACCCGGGGACCUCUCUUGUGACUGAGUUUAACCUGGUGUGUGAGGACUCCUGGAAGCUGGACCUCUUUCAGUCUUCUGUGAACGCUGGGUUUUUUAUUGGCUCCGUAAACAUUGGCUACAUAGCAGACAGGUUUGGCCGUAAAUUUUGCCUCUUAAAUACAAUUCUUGCAAACGUUGUCUGUGGAAUCCUUCUGGUCUUCGUGCCCUCCUACCUGUGGAUAGUCAUAUUCCGCUUCUUGCAAGGGCUGGUCAGCAAGGGCUGCUGGACAGCAGGAUACAUCCUGGUGACGGAAGUUGUCGGUCCAAAGUACCGGAGGAUGGUGGGCAUCCUCUACCAGAUGGCCUUCUCCAUUGGGUUGUUGGUCUUUGAUGGCAUCGCUUAUGCCAUCCCUCACUGGCGGUGGCUGCAGCUCACCGUCACCCUACCGAGCUGCUUCUUCCUGCUUUACUACUGGUGCCUCCCAGAGUCUCCCAGGUGGCUGAUAUCUCAAGGGAAAAAUGACAAAGCUAUGAAAAUUGUCAGUGAUAUGGCCAAAAAAAAUCGGAAGAAGAUGCCUUCCCAUUUUGAGGAUAUUAAAUUUGAAGAGGAAGAUGGUGGAAAGCAGAGUCCUUCAUUCAUUGACCUUGUCAGGACACCACAGAUGAGAAAAAACACACUCAUUUUGAUGUACAACUGGUUCACAAGCUCCAUCCUCUACCAGGGGCUCAUCAUGCACAUGGGACUAGCGGCUGGGAAUAUGUAUCUGGAUUUCCUCUAUUCUGCACUUGUGGAGUUCCCAGCUGCCUUCAUCAUCAUUGUCACCAUUGACCGUGUUGGGCGGCGCUAUCCCUGGGCUGCGUCAAACCUGGUGGCUGGAGCUGCCUGCCUUGUUACAGCCCUGGUCCCAGAAGACAUGCAUUGGCUAAAAGUGAUUGCUGCUUGCAUUGGGAGAAUGGGAAUCACAAUGGCUUUUGAAAUGGUUUGCUUUGUAAACACUGAACUGUAUCCAACAUAUAUCAGGAACCUCGGGGUGAUGGUCUGCUCCUCCUUGUGUGAUAUUGGUGGAGUCAUUGUCCCAUUCAUUGUCUACAGACUGGUGGAAGUCUGGCAUGAUCUGCCGCUGAUAGUCUUCACUGUUCUUGGUUUGAUCGCGGGCGGAUUGGUGCUGCUUCUACCUGAAACUAAAGGAAGAGUUUUGCCUGAGACUGUUGAAGAUGUUGAAAACUUUCACAGGUGA
Molecule: messenger RNA, 1602 nt
Organism: Leptosomus discolor (cuckoo roller)
Lineage: Eukaryota; Metazoa; Chordata; Aves; Leptosomiformes; Leptosomidae
Product: solute carrier family 22 member 2
Biological process (GO): transmembrane transport
Cellular component (GO): membrane
Molecular function (GO): transmembrane transporter activity
Source: RefSeq, a predicted model, not a curated record